Molecule: messenger RNA, 3739 nt
Organism: Cynocephalus volans (Philippine flying lemur)
Lineage: Eukaryota; Metazoa; Chordata; Mammalia; Dermoptera; Cynocephalidae
Gene: TPP1
Product: tripeptidyl peptidase 1
Exons: 13
Coding region: 32-1723 (563 amino acids)
Biological process (GO): central nervous system development; proteolysis
Molecular function (GO): serine-type endopeptidase activity; tripeptidyl-peptidase activity
Source: RefSeq, a predicted model, not a curated record
UCACGUGACAGCAGAUCUGCAGAAAGGAAGAAUGGGAGUCCGAUCCUGCCUCAUAGGGCUCCUUGCCCUCAUCGUCACUGGCAAAUGCAGUUACAGCCCAGAGCCCGACCAGCAGUGGACGCUGCCCCCAGGCUGGGUGUCCCUGGGCCGCGUGGACCCUGAGGAAGAGCUGAGUCUCACGUUUGCACUGAGACAGCAGAACCUGGAAAGACUCUCGGAGCUGCUGCAGGCUGUGUCGGAUCCUGGCUCUCCUCGCUACGGAAAAUACCUAACCCUAGAAGAUGUGGCUGAGCUGGUCCGGCCAUCACCACUGACCCUCCACACCGUCCAAAAAUGGCUCUCAGCAGCUGGAGCCCGGAACUGCCAUUUAGUGACCACACAGGACUUUCUGACUUGCUCGCUGAGCGUCCGACAGGCAGAACUGCUGCUCUCUGGGGCUGAGUUUCAUCGCUAUGUGGGGGGACCUGCAGAGACCCAUGUUGUAAGGUCCCCACGUCCCUACCAGCUCCCACAGGCCUUGGCCCCCCAUGUGGACUUUGUGGGGGGAUUGCACCGCUUUCCCCCCACAUCAUCCCUGAGGCAACGCCCUGAGCCACAGGUGGCACAGACUGUUGGCCUGCACCUGGGGGUGACCCCAUCCGUGAUCCGUGAGCGAUACAACUUGACGGCACAAGACGUGGGCUCUGGCACCAGCAACAACAGCCAGGCCUGUGCCCAGUUCCUGGAGCAGUACUUCCAUGCCUCAGAUCUGGCUGAGUUCAUGCGCCUCUUUGGUGGCAACUUUGCACACCAGGCAUCAGUAACCCGUGUGGUUGGACAACAGGGCCGGGGCCGGGCCGGGCUCGAGGCCAGUCUAGAUGUGCAGUACCUGAUGAGUGCUGGCGCCAACAUCUCCACCUGGGUCUACAGCAGUCCUGGCCGGCAUGAGGCACAAGAGCCCUUCCUACAGUGGCUCCUGCUGCUCAGUAAUGAGUCAGCCCUGCCACAUGUGCAUACCGUGAGCUAUGGAGAUGACGAGGACUCCCUCAGCAGCGCCUACAUCCAGCGGGUCAACACUGAGCUCAUGAAGGCUGCUACUCGGGGUCUCACCCUGCUCUUUGCCUCAGGUGACAGUGGGGCUGGGUGUCGGUCUGUCUCUGGAAGACACCAGUUCCGUCCUAGCUUCCCUGCCUCCAGCCCCUAUGUCACCACAGUGGGAGGCACAUCCUUCCAAAAUCCUUUUCUCGUCACAAAUGAGGUUGUUGACUAUAUCAGUGGUGGUGGCUUCAGCAAUGUGUUCCCAAGGCCUUCAUACCAGGAGGAAGCUGUAUCCCAGUUCCUGAGCUCUAGCCCCCACCUGCCACCAUCUAGUUACUUCAAUGCUGGUGGCCGUGCCUACCCAGAUGUGGCUGCACUUUCCGAUGGCUACUGGGUGGUCAGCAAUAGGGUGCCCAUUCCAUGGGUGUCUGGAACUUCGGCCUCCACUCCAGUGUUUGGGGGGAUCCUAUCCUUGAUAAAUGAGCACAGAAUCCUCAGUGGCCGUCCCCCUCUUGGCUUUCUCAACCCAAGGCUGUACAAACAACGUGGGACAGGACUCUUUGAUGUAACCCGUGGCUGCCAUGUGUCCUGUCUCAAUGAAGAGGUGGAAGGUCAGGGUUUCUGCUCUAGCCCUGGCUGGGAUCCUGUGACAGGCUGGGGAACACCCAACUUCCCAGCUCUGCUGAAGGCACUACUCAACCCUUGACCCUUUCUUGCCAAGAUAGCUGACCUGUCCCCUGCCUUGCAGCUUGGUCCCUUAUUCUGCCCUGUUGGAAUUCCUGCUGAACCCUUAACUGUUGACUGCUGUAGACAGCUGUCUCCUUAACACUGAAAUGCUGUCAGCUUGACCUCACUCCCAACCCUACCCUGCUCUAUCACACUCAGGUCUCCCUACUCCUGCCUGUUUCUUCAACAAGAUGCUACAACCAGCAUUUUUUGCACACCAAUCUCUUCUUGCUCUUUUCAACCAGGCUUUUCCAAAGGGUUCUCUACACUGACUGUGUGCACUAUUUUACUUCGUAUUUGCUCAGUUCAUUGCAAUGAUACCUCUGCUCUCACCUUUUGCUCUUUCCUCCUGCCUCACUGUGGAACAAUGGCCUCCCUGCUGCUUCAUCCAGUGCACAUGUCUCAGUCUUUGCUCUAUGGCCUUUCCUUCAUAGCUUCCAGGGCUUAAAUUCUCUGACCACUCUUGUCUUUUUCUUUCAUGUACUUCUUUCUCUGCUUCUGCAUGGAAUGCUGGUGUUCUUCAUUGCUCCAUCCUUAGUCUUUUGCUCUUCUCACUCUACUUAUCGUCCCCUGGAACAGAUAACUGACAUCAACAGCCAUUUCCAUCUCACUAAAUCAGACUUUCUAUCCAGUAGUGAUUGAUACCUCAAAUGUGAGAUGUGUGAUACUCAACAUUUCAACUCCUCCUUUCCACCCCCAAACUACUCCAUUUCUUGUUUCUUGUUGGUAAACGUUAAUACUAUGCUUCUUCUGCUCAAGCCAGAAACAUGUGGUAUCCACGACUUCCAUUUCUUUCACCCCGCCUUCAAUCAAUAAGCCCCACUGACUUUACCUCUGAAAUACAUCUUUAUCAAUCCACAAGUCCUUUCAAUUAUAUUUCCCAAGUAUGUCUAGAACUUAUCCACUUCUCUCCAUCCCCACUUCUACUACAUUAGCUUAAACCCCUAUGAAGGCACUUCAAAAAGUUCGUGGAAAAAUAGAAUUAGAAGAUAAUAUAAAUCUAGUUUGGCCAUUUAGCUCAGUUGGUUACAGUACGUUCUUAUAACACCAAGGUCAAGGGUUUGGAUACUUGUACCAGCUAGCCACCAAAAAAAAAAAAAAAAAAAAAAAAAGAAAGAAAGAAAGAAAAGAAAAAAGAUAAUGUAAACCUUUCCAUGAACUUUUCGAAGACCCCUCAUAUUCUCACUGUUCUGAAUUAUAGGAGGAACUUGCAAAAACAGUGUCUUUACUUCCUGCCCAUCCCUAAACCAUCUUCCAGAGUAAAAUGCAAAUCCCAUCAGGCCAUUUACUUGAUUAAAACCUUUCAAAGAUUACUUGAUAAAGUUCAGGCUUUUUAUCAUGGCUCUCAAACCUUCUUUGCUAUUUGUUCCUAAUAAAUCAUUUUUCCUCCCCUCUCUUCAACCCCCAAAGAACUCUCACCUCUGUCCAAAUUAUUCCAUCCCCUUAACACCACCCCGAUACAAUUGCCUAGUUGAUUACUAGAUUCUUUCAGGACUCAGCUGAGACAUCACCUUCUCUUGUAAAGGUUUUGAUACCCUGAGGCUAGAUGAUAUUGGUACAGAAGGAAAAUCCUACAUUUUCAAAACCAAACCUGUUUGAAUUUUGCUUCUGAUAUAAACUAGGAGAGCAUUGGGCAAGUACGUUUAUCUCCCUGAGCCUGCUUCCUUAUCUCAGUGGGGAUAUCAGCGCCUGCCUUUCAUAAUAAUCAGGGAAGAAUUACGUGGAAUAAUGUUGAUAGAGCGCAACAAAUGUUGGAAGUAGGCAGAUGUUCGUCCCCUUCCUCCCUUGCACUACACACCCUGUGCCUACCUCUACCACUGUAACGACCACACAGCACUGAAAUUGCCAGUUUUUUGUUUUUGGUUUUUUUUGCCUCUCCUUCCAAGACCGUUGGUGCCUAGAGGACUAGACUCUUGUUCUGCUUAACUCUGUAUUCCCAGGCCCAGCUCAGGAGUUGGCAAAUAGGAAUUAAAAUAAACGUCAGCUGAAUUGAAAA